AUGCUCCACGUUGGUGACCAGUGUGACCACAGGUCAGAGCAGCAGAGGUCAGACGGGCUCUCUGCAGAACGUCACACAGAAGAAAAAGAAGAAGAGAACGAGAAGAAGCAUAGAAGAAGAGAAGGACGCCACAGACACGGACUUCUGUUGCUCUCUGUGCCACAGGGCUGUGGUUGGUCACUUCUGUCUGUCCACAGGAAGUUCUCCACCAAACUCACACUGAGACGCCACCUGGGAAUCCACGGAGGAGACAAACCGUACACCUGUCCUCACUGCUCCUACUGCAGCCGCCUGAAGGCCUCGCUGCUGCAACACCUGAGGACACACACAGGUGAGAAGCCGUACAGGUGUGCUGAGUGUCCGUAUGCUUCUAUAGAUCGCAGCUCUCUGCUCCGACACAUCAGGACUCACAGUCAGGAGAAACCCUACAGGUGUCAACUCUGUGACUACAGCAGUAUCCAGAAGAAGAGUUUGGACCUUCACGCUCGCCGUCAUCAUACUGGUGAGGCGUUUCCAUGCCAACAGUGUGAUUACUCAAGUCCAGACCGCCAGCUGUUGCUCAGACACAUGCGCAGACACCACGCCCCCUCGCAGCACGCUAGGCUUUGACAGCUGAUCGGACGCUCUGAUUGGACUGUUAGCCAUAUGACGACUUUGUCCCAUUUGAUGAUGUCACCAGACCUGCUGCUGAUGUCACAGACACUCUGAGUUUUUAUUGGUUGUUUUUUUUAUUUGCUGAACUUUUGAAAUUAAACUAAAAAAAUCUGGUGAAACACA
Messenger RNA from Epinephelus moara (kelp grouper), 777 nucleotides. Its product is annotated as zinc finger protein 559-like. The record is from RefSeq and is a predicted model, not a curated record. Gene Ontology annotation, cellular component: nucleus. The transcript is spliced from 5 exons. Gene Ontology annotation, molecular function: DNA-binding transcription factor activity, RNA polymerase II-specific; RNA polymerase II transcription regulatory region sequence-specific DNA binding. NCBI's taxonomy places the organism in Eukaryota, Metazoa, Chordata, Actinopteri, Perciformes, Serranidae. Bases 1 to 609 code for a protein of 202 amino acids. Gene Ontology annotation, biological process: regulation of transcription by RNA polymerase II.